AUGCCACCGAAGGCCCAACCUGCCCUAGGCAACACGAACCUCGCAAGGGGAUUGGGUCUUUUUGCGCCGUCGACUCAACGGAAACCAGACCUGAAGCUUGUAGAUCUUCUUGCCUCUCCACCGCAAGGCACUAGCCUUCCCCAGGUCUUGUCCGCUCCUGGCAAACCCAUCGCCCCAGCGGCUCCCAAACCCAUCGCCCCAGCGACUCCCAGGGCCAGCAGGCCAGCGACCAAAGAGUUACCAAGUCCUCAUGGCACCUCCUCCGCCACCGCAACUACCAGCGCCUCUUCCGAAUUCUCCAUUUCCCCCACAUCGAUCUCGCCGCGUUUCCAGGUAGCUCCCGAGAAUCAUAUAGUUGAGGCAGCUCCUGGCAAAUCUACAGUUCCGGAGACUCCCAGGGACAGCGAAUCAGAGGACAAAGAGACUCCAAGUACCAGUACCAUCUCGCUCUUCUCUUCCACGUCCUCCGCGACCACCGCCGCCAGCUCCACUUCGACUCCCUCUACCCUUCCCCGCCCUUCGCCCUCUCCACUUUCCCGGGACACACCCGAGGACCGUAUAGUUGACCAGGCCGCUCCUGGCACACCAUCAUGGGUUUACCCGUCAAUGCAGUUUUGGGGUCCCCAGUUUAGCGAAUACCGAGACAGCAAUACUGAUAUCUCGGACGACGACGACGAUGCCGAAUUCUCGUCCCUUCUCUCCGGUUCGCUGGGUCGCGCCCAGUGUCCUAUAGUUGACCCGGUCGCUCCGGGCACGCUUCCAUCUCCCGACGACGAAGGAUGGAUGAACUUCAUCGCAAACUUCGAGGCAAAGCUUUCUAUCGGCACUCCCAAUCAAUCUCCAAACCUUCUCCCAACGAUGAUGGAAUGCGAUUGGAUUACGAAAGAGUUCGAGUCAGAUUUGGACUACCACGCAGUAUUGGUGGACUGGGAAGAGGAGCAGUUGGCUCGAGGGGAGGAAGGGAUGCUGUGGGAAUUAGAUGGCGAGUAUGCCCUCGGGGAGAACCUACUCACUGACGUGAGGCAAGAUCGUAGGAGGGAAGCCAUGCCAACCAUUCACCCUGAAGCAGUUCGCCGUUUGUGGCCCGGUGCUUCCAAGGCUUGA
Molecule: messenger RNA, 1104 nt
Organism: Venustampulla echinocandica
Lineage: Eukaryota; Fungi; Ascomycota; Leotiomycetes; Helotiales; Pleuroascaceae
Exons: 3
Coding region: 1-1104 (367 amino acids)
Source: RefSeq, a predicted model, not a curated record